Molecule: messenger RNA, 4407 nt
Organism: Mus pahari (shrew mouse)
Lineage: Eukaryota; Metazoa; Chordata; Mammalia; Rodentia; Muridae
Gene: Kcna6
Product: potassium voltage-gated channel subfamily A member 6
Exons: 3
Coding region: 693-2282 (529 amino acids)
Biological process (GO): potassium ion transmembrane transport; protein homooligomerization
Cellular component (GO): voltage-gated potassium channel complex; membrane
Molecular function (GO): delayed rectifier potassium channel activity; protein binding
Source: RefSeq, a predicted model, not a curated record
GCUGAGAGCUGAGCCUGCUGCUGCUGUUGCUGCUGCUGCUGUUGCUGCUGAGGGUGCAGGCAAGGCUUGAAGCGGUGGGGAGGUGGGUCUCCGCGCUUCGGCGCCGGGGCAGGCCCAGGGCUAUUCCGAGGCCUCUAGAAUAGCUAGCUCCUGGGAAGAAGGUGGCGGCUGCAAUCGCGACCUUGGCCAGACCUAGUUCGGUGGUGGACGUAGGGCGGAGGCGGAGGCCGAGCCCGGGCAGGAGUCUUUGGCGAGCCAGAGGGAGGCGCAUCUGGAGCUUCGGUACCAGCGGCAGCCCGGAGUCUUGUGCAGCUGGAGAAGCGCAGCAGGACCUGGUGAGAGCCAGCAGGUCUGGAGGGCGAACCUGUGGGUCCGGAGCCCAGUUUUAGGCACCAUCGAGAGCUAAGCCACGCGUCUUUUCGGGCAGCCAGUUUCACGCGCGCGACAGUUUGCGGGUUCCAGGCAUCUCAGAAAUCCUGAGCACGGAGGCGCGGCUAUUGAGAGCCAGAGCCACAUAUCAGACCUAGCCUGGCAGAGAGACCAGCUGCAGGGUUCACCGACCUAACCGCCAGGUCAGAGCACGGGCCCCACCCUAAAGGAGGGCACAGCCGAAGCUGGGAAGCGGGUGCCACUCUCCGGAGCUCGUGUCGUGGGCGCCGUCCUAGUGGCGGGGAGCGCACCGCCGAGGUGACAUGAGAUCGGAGAAAUCCCUGACGCUGGCGGCGCCGGGGGAGGUCCGUGGGUCGGAGGGGGAGCAACAGGAUGCGGGUGAGUUCCAGGAGGCCGAGGGCGGCGGCGGCUGCUGUAGUAGUGAGAGGCUGGUGAUCAACAUCUCUGGGCUGCGCUUCGAGACGCAGCUGCGCACCCUGUCGCUGUUCCCUGACACGCUGCUAGGAGACCCUGGCCGCAGAGUCCGCUUCUUUGACCCCUUGAGGAACGAGUACUUCUUUGACCGCAACCGACCCAGCUUCGACGCUAUCCUAUAUUACUAUCAAUCUGGGGGUCGCCUGCGCAGGCCGGUUAAUGUGCCCCUGGACAUUUUUAUGGAAGAGAUCCGCUUCUAUCAGUUGGGAGAGGAAGCCCUGGCGGCCUUCCGGGAGGAUGAGGGUUGCCUGCCCGAAGGUGGCGAGGAUGAGAAACCACUCCCCUCCCAGCCUUUCCAGCGACAGGUCUGGCUUCUCUUUGAGUACCCGGAGAGUUCCGGGCCUGCCCGAGGUAUCGCCAUCGUCUCAGUAUUGGUCAUCCUCAUCUCCAUCGUCAUUUUUUGCCUGGAGACCUUGCCUCAGUUCCGUGCAGAUGGGCGAGGUGGAAGCAACGAGGGUAGUGGGACUCGCAUGUCCCCGGCCUCCAGGAGCCACGAGGAAGAAGAUGAGGAUGAAGAUUCCUAUGCAUUUCCUGGUAGCAUUCCCUCUGGGGGGUUGGGGACUGGAGGAACAUCUUCAUUUAGUACUCUCGGGGGUUCUUUCUUCACAGACCCCUUCUUCCUGGUGGAAACUCUGUGUAUCGUCUGGUUCACGUUUGAGCUCUUGGUGCGCUUCUCUGCCUGUCCCAGCAAGGCGGCCUUCUUUCGCAAUAUCAUGAACAUCAUUGACUUGGUGGCCAUUUUCCCUUACUUUAUCACCUUGGGCACUGAGCUAGUGCAACGUCACGAGCAGCAGCCUGUGAGUGGUGGCAGUGGUCAGAAUGGGCAGCAGGCCAUGUCCCUAGCCAUCCUCAGGGUGAUCCGCCUGGUCCGGGUGUUCCGAAUCUUCAAGCUGUCCCGCCACUCCAAGGGGCUGCAGAUCCUGGGUAAGACCUUACAGGCGUCCAUGCGGGAGCUCGGACUGCUCAUCUUCUUCCUCUUCAUCGGAGUCAUCCUCUUCUCCAGCGCUGUCUACUUCGCAGAGGCUGAUGAUGUUGACUCGCUCUUCCCUAGCAUCCCAGACGCCUUCUGGUGGGCUGUGGUUACAAUGACCACAGUAGGUUAUGGGGACAUGUACCCCAUGACGGUAGGGGGCAAGAUUGUGGGCUCACUGUGCGCCAUUGCUGGGGUCCUCACCAUUGCAUUACCGGUACCGGUCAUUGUCUCCAAUUUCAACUACUUUUACCACCGAGAGACGGAGCAGGAGGAGCAAGGCCAGUAUACCCACGUCACUUGUGGGCAGCCCACACCGGACUUGAAGGCAACGGAUAAUGGGCUUGGCAAACCUGACUUUGCCGAGGCUUCACGGGAACGGCGGCCCAGCUACCUUCCGACUCCACAUCGAGCUUAUGCGGAGAAAAGGAUGCUCACCGAGGUUUGAUGGAUGCGGGCAGGCCUGCAGGAAAACAGGAGCUCUGAGCAAGUCAUCUCUCAGGCUUCCUUCUCAUGCUCACUACUUCCGCCUUAGCUCCAGAGGACCUCGAACCCUCCCUCCCCCCUUACACAGUACAUGGCAUCCUGGACCAAAUAUCUGGACUGUAGACUGUUGCUCGAUCCUCACAGCAUUCGAGGUUUCUCCAUCUUAGUGACAUUUUUGGAAAUUUCAACGGUGCCACCCAAUCAUGCCCAUCAGUCACGUGGAUGAGAUGCACAUUUCUGACUGAUCUUCCCUCAAGACUGAGUUUUCAUGCCUGGGUCUUGUAAUAUCUCUCAGAAUGGUGACACCAAUAGAAUAGGAAGCAGCUACACUCAGGUCCCUUCUUUAGUGUCCUUUGCUUUGGGUCAUGCACCUUCCUUCCUUAGCUUCUGGUCACUUGGUCCCUGGCAGAAUCUGGAGACUGGAAAAGAUUUCAGCUUGGCAUUUUGGUGCCCUAGCCAUCUUCUGACUGGUAGAGUUACUAGCUGCUCGGCUUUGAAAGAUAUGGCUAAAUUUGGAUGGAAUUAGAGAAAAUACUACCCAACUGGAUUAUUCGAAGGACAUGAGGGUCAGUUUUAGGCCAAUGGAGGCCAGUGGAUUUCUCUAUCUGUCACAGGAGAUGCUGGCAGGGGUCUACAUUAGUCCUCACCACUCUGAUUCCAUGACUUCUUUGAGCUUCCAGGAAGAAACUUGGCACUUUCUCAGAGCCAAGUGCUUUUUAUGUGCGAGCGCCUUCGUGUGCAGAGGAACUGGAAAAUAGAACCACGGAGACAGGAGAAAAGGCUGACCAGAGCCAAAGGACUGGCUGGACCACAUAUCUACAGCGAGUCACUUAGCAGAGACUGUCACUUAGAAUAGGCAGAGGAACGCUGCGGCAGACAGCAGUUGCUCUGGAUUAGCCUAGACCUCUCUAAGAUAUCCUUCACCCUUCUUCCUGGGAAUCUGACCUAGGAUUGCAGAUGGAUUUGUUUUUAUAAAGCAACCUCAGCUGUAAACCUACAGCCAGGCAUUGGCAGGACUAAAAUAAGGACUCAGGACCUUUGACAACGUGGAGGGAGUCGCUUCCCAACCCUUCCUGCCUGGACCUUUCUUUCCGGUUCCCUGUAUGGUCUCGGAUGCUGCCACAUCUUACACUGAGUCUUCAGAAACUUGAAUGCUAAAAAAAACUGCCCAAUUCAGCCAACAGCGAGAUUAAGGUUUUCAAAAGAAGACUUCAGAGAGGGGUACAAAAUGUCCCCUCCAUUGCAGCCAGACUGGGCCUUGAGGAUAAGGAUGACACUUGUCUGGGAUGUCAUGGUAUUCUCAUCUCAGACUCUUCCCAGCCCUAAGAGAGAUCAAAAAGGAUAUGAAACUCCUCUCUCCCAGGGAGCAACAUUGCUCUUGGCAAAAUCACAGAAGUGACUCUUCAGAUGUCAGACAGAAACUGAGAGGCUGUGACUCAAUCAAGUUUUUGUGGAGAAUUUUGUCCAGUGAGCUCUCCCUGCUCCUGAGCCUCCGUGUAGACGACGUAACCUUGUCAUCAAGAGAACGUGCACCACCGUGUGCUGCCUCAGCAGCUGGAAUAGGAUCACAGCUGCUCGAGAAGGUGGGGUUCAAGCCAUCUCGAUGACUGAUGUAAGCCAGUGGGGGCUCCCAGAGGAUUCCCUGGGACUGUCACUUGGGAUGAGGACACCCCUCCUGCCUAGCAUCCCAGAGGAGCAAGGGACAGCUGGCCUUUCUUGCCUCUGAGGGUUGUGCUGCACGAGGCCAGACUGGAAAACCUAUGCAUCCAAAGAGUACCCGGAUCUCGAACUUCUUUGGAGGAUGAGAGCCCCGCCUCCCCGCUGAAUAACUCAGCCUGACAGCCCUGGGUGGCCUUCCACAAGCAGUGACUGAGACGAAGGAAAAGGAAAAGGCUGAGAUGGGGGAGUUCCUUGCCAGUGAACGAUGGGAUUCUGAGUGUUGGGGUGGGGACAGAGGAGGAGAGGGAAAUUUGCUGGUCUGAUCGAAGGAGAAAAGGUGUUAGGAUGAUCUGGGAUCGGAAGAAUUCCUGAGUGUGCUGCAGAGUCACCCAGGCAGUCGCUGGCUGGGGAAGAGUAACUAAUAAAUA